Molecule: messenger RNA, 951 nt
Organism: Acanthamoeba castellanii str. Neff
Lineage: Eukaryota; Discosea; Longamoebia; Acanthamoebidae
Product: SPRY domain containing protein
Exons: 8
Coding region: 1-951 (316 amino acids)
Molecular function (GO): protein binding
Source: RefSeq, a predicted model, not a curated record
AUGGGCACCAUCAUAGCACAGAGCCAUGACCUCGCCGCCACCGCGUCUGUGAUGUCGAGCCUCCUGGUUGGACUCCAGUCCUGCUCCCUCGAGGAGGUUACCCCAGCGACGCAGCCGCCACCGCUUCUUCAGCAGCUCACCAGCGCCACCACCGCCCUCGGCGAGCUGCCCGACGAAGUGCUGCUCGUGGUGGCGUCCCACCUGGGCGUGGGCGCCUUGGGCGCCUUCGCGCAAGUCGACCGCCGCCUUCGCGCCAUCGCCGAGGACGACGCGCUGUGGCGGGAGUUGUUCGGUGCGCGGUUCGGCUUUCGCCCCAAGAACGCCCCAAGCUCGUGGAAGCUGGCCUACCGCGACUACGAGGCUACGCCUCGCUGGCAUCCCACGGAGAAGCACCCUCAGCUGAUCGCCACGGACGACGGGCUCACCGUCACCAUGCCCUCGAGCCUCAACUCAGACAACUCGGUUGAAGGCACCGAUAACCGGACCAUUCGUGCGACGGUGGAGUACAAGCCCGGCUCGGGCCUGCACUACUUUGAAGUCGAAUCCCGCUGCCCCAAUGAGGUUCGGUACCACCCGUACGUCGGUCUGUGCUCCACCAAUGAGGCCGUGCCGGUGGAGAAGAUGCUGAUGUGGCUCAGCGAUCUGUGCUACGCCUACGGCGGGAACGGGACCCUCUAUUCAUCGCCGUCUCUCGAGGGCAAUCACCAGCACCUGGGCAAGUACGAGUACGGCGACAAGAUCGGUGUGAUGGUGGACUACCGCGAGGAGGAGCACGGGUGGCUGACCUUCUUCCUCAACUCGAAGGCCGUGAGCAGCAGGAUGCGCAUCACUGGCACCUGGUUUCCCUGUGUGGGCGUGUUCCACCCGCGCCACGCGCUCCAAAUCGUGGUGCGGCCACGGGUGCCCGAGCCCCCGUGCGAUGAAGAGGAGCAAGAGCUCGCUACGGCCUGA